Molecule: messenger RNA, 1089 nt
Organism: Lactuca saligna
Lineage: Eukaryota; Viridiplantae; Streptophyta; Magnoliopsida; Asterales; Asteraceae
Source: the annotation of a GenBank genome assembly
AUGAAUAAAUUAAAUGAAAGGAUUAGGAACAAAAACAUCGUUGUGGUAGACAUCAAUGAACACGCACUAUUUCCACCCUUCCGCCGCCGCGACUACGAGCUUCCUCUUUGCCUCUUUCAUAAAGGAAAGAUGAAUUUCAACACAGCUAAGAUACCCAAGAUGCCUGAUACUGGUGCAGCUUCGGCAUUGCUAAAGUUAGGAGCUGUUGUUGGUCUUGGAUUGUAUGCAGCAGGUAACAGCCUUUACAAUGUUGAAGGAGGACAUCGUGCUAUUGUCUUCAAUCGUCUAGUUGGUGUCAAAGACAAGGUUUAUCCUGAAGGGACACACAUCAUGAUUCCCUGGUUUGAAAGGCCUAUCAUCUAUGAUGUUCGUGCACGACCCCAUCUUGUAGAAAGCACCUCUGGUAGCCGUGAUUUACAAAUGGUGAAAAUUGGUCUUAGAGUUCUUACUCGUCCAGUUGCUGAUCAACUACCUGAAGUUUAUCGAACCCUUGGUGAAAACUACAAUGAGAGAGUUUUGCCUUCGAUUAUUCAUGAAACAUUGAAAGCUGUUGUUGCACAAUACAAUGCUAGCCAGCUUAUUACCCAAAGAGAGGCUGUUAGCAGGGAAAUAAGGAAAGUACUGACUGAAAGGGCUUCUCAUUUCAACAUGGCAUUGGAUGACGUGUCAAUCACAAGUUUGACUUUUGGAAGGGAGUUUACUGCUGCAAUUGAAGCAAAACAGGUGGCUGCACAAGAAGCUGAAAGGGCCAAAUUUGUUGUGGAAAAGGCUGAACAAGACAAGCGUAGUGCUAUUAUUAGAGCGCAGGGAGAAGCGAAAAGUGCACAGCUGAUAGGUCAAGCAAUUGCCAACAAUCCGGCUUUUAUCACUCUGAGAAAGAUUGAAGCUGCUAGAGAAAUUGCAGCAACAAUGGCUGCUUCUUCCAACAAAGUCAUGUUGAAUGCUGAUAAUCUUUUGCUCAAUCUUCAGGAAAUGAGUUUGGAAAAGAAGUAGAGAAAAGGUAAACCUACUACAAAAAAACACAUUGCAACUCAUCUAUCCUUUUUCUAAACUAUAUCUACCUUUUUUUUUUUUUUUUUUUUUUUUUUU